Molecule: messenger RNA, 1260 nt
Organism: Diversispora eburnea
Lineage: Eukaryota; Fungi; Glomeromycota; Glomeromycetes; Diversisporales; Diversisporaceae
Source: the annotation of a GenBank genome assembly
AUGCCACCACUUCUCUUUGAAACAAAUAAAGGUGACCAACUUACAUAUUUAUCUAAACAAGAUGUAGAAAAACGCGUACAAAGUGGUCAAAUGUUAAUAAUAUAUAACAAAAAAGUUUAUAAACUCAAUAAAUGGAUAAAAUAUCAUCCCGGUGGUGACCUUGCCAUUAUUCAUAUGAUAGGCAAGGAUGCGACGGAUGAAAUUAAUGUUCUUCAUCCAGAAUAUGUUACAAAGAAAAAAAUUCACAAUUUUUACAUUGGAGAAUAUAAUGAAGAACAAUCGAUAUCAAAUUCAUUUAAACAAUUAGAAUUGAAAAUUAAAGAACUUGGAUUAUAUCAAUGUAAUUAUUGGAAUUAUUUUCUUGAAGGAAUUAGAUAUCUUGUGUUAAUAAUUUCAGCUUGGUUAUUGGUUAUUUAUGGUACUCAAACAAUUCAUUAUAUUCUAAGUGCGAUAUUACUCGGAUUUUUUUGGCAUCAACUGGCAUUUACGGCACAUGAUUCGGGACAUAGUGGAAUUACUCAUAAUUUAUUAAUUGAUAAUCUUAUUGGAAUAUUUCUUGCGGAUUUUUGUGGGGGAUUAAGUAUUGCAUGGUGGAAAAGGAAUCAUUAUGUUCAUCACAUUGUUACAAAUCAUCCAGAACAUGAUCCUGAUAUUCAACAUUUACCAUUUUUUGCUGUUUCAACAAAAUUUUUAAACAAUGUUUAUUCAACAUUUUAUAAAAGAAAAUUAGAUUUUGAUAUAUUUGCUAAAUUUUUUAUUUCAUAUCAACAUUAUUUAUAUUAUCCAGUAUUAUGUUUUGGUAGAUUUAAUCUUUAUUUUUUAUCAAUUUCAUUUUUAAUUAAUCAAGAAAAUGUGGCAUUUCGUAAUUUAGAGAAAAGUGGAAUGAUAUUCUUUUGGUGUUGGUACUUUUAUAUGUUAUCACAUAUUCCAUCAAUUCCAAUUAUAAUUAUAUUUAUUAUAUUAUCACAUGCUAUAACAAUGAUACUUCACGUACAAAUUACACUUUCCCAUUUUGGAAUGUCAACGGAAGAAUUAGGACCGAUUGAAUCAUUUCCUAGAAAGAUGACUCGUACCACAAUGGACGUGGAUUGUCCUUGGUGGAUGGAUUGGUUUCAUGGAGGAUUACAAUAUCAAACUAUUCAUCAUUUAUUUCCAAGAGUUCCAAGACAUAAUUUAAGAAGAUGUCAACCAUUAGUUCAAAAUUUUUGUAAAGAAGUUGGAUUAAAAUAUCAUUUAUAUGGAUUUAUUAAAGAAAUUUAA